AUGACGCUGGAUGCCCUCGACAAAAGAAAGUCAGCAAAAGAGAAAGGCGCAAAGCGGCGAGAAUACCCGCCGAAAAACGCUGAAAAUAAUGCGGCUAGAACACAGACGUGUGGAAGAUGUGGCAACAGUGCACACGAAAAGUCCAAGUGCCCCGCAGCGGGAUCAAUCUGUCGCAACUGCGGAAAAAAAGGUCACUGGCAACAAGUUUGCUUUAAGAAGCUUAGGAAUGAGGGCAAGAGCACCCUAAAAGAGGUGACUCUACAGGACCCAAAUGAAGCGCCAAACUGGAUGAUUGGAAGCAUCCACGCAGCUGAAGAAAGUGCGUGGAAAGUCAAACUGCGAGUCAACGGAACGCCUGCUACAUUCAAGAUAGACUCUGGUGCAGACGUCAGUGCCAUGCCUCCAAACACUGUCCCAAGCAAGGUGACCCUUGAGGAGACAGCUGCCAAGCUCUACGGUGCGAACAGGCAGCAACUCGAAGUGUUGGGCAAGUUUCAAGCGACGAUACAACAUAACAAUAAAUCUAUACAGCACGUGAUCUACGUAGUGAACGGCCUGGAAGAGCCUCUUUUGGGAAGAAAAGCCAGCAGCGAAUUGGAGCUGAUCCAACUUCUGUGCACAGUCUCGGACCAAACAGCCAAGAGCUUGGACGUAAAGGAACAAUAUCCUCUACUGAGCCCUAUGGACGGAACCAACGGGGCUUUACAGGGCUUGCUGUCCUUUCAUCUGGAUGGAACUCUACAGGGCCAGCUACCUUUCCUUCUGGACGGAACUCUACUGUGCCUGCUAUCGUUCCGUCUGGACAGAACUGUACUGCGUCUGCUGCUGUUCUGUCUGGACGGAACUUUAAACACUCCUUUAAAGUAA
Ixodes scapularis (black-legged tick) is the source of this 867-nucleotide messenger RNA. RefSeq lists its product as uncharacterized. The record is from RefSeq and is a predicted model, not a curated record. The coding region runs from base 1 to 867 and encodes 288 amino acids. Gene Ontology annotation, molecular function: zinc ion binding; nucleic acid binding. The transcript is spliced from 2 exons. NCBI's taxonomy places the organism in Eukaryota, Metazoa, Arthropoda, Arachnida, Ixodida, Ixodidae.